GACUAUAUAUCAUGUGACUGUCAUGGAGGCGUAUAAAACAAGUAUUUUCAUAAACUUUAUGGUUUUAUUUAUGUUUAGUAAGUUUUUAUUGAAGGUUAGUAAAAGAAAAAAGUAACUUACUGAGUACUAUAUUGGAAUUUCAGAUCAUUUUCAAAUGGGCGUCUGUUCUUCAUAUAAUAAAUAUGAAAAUAUAUUAUCGAUAUAUAUGCAUCCUGAAGAUACAAUAAUCCCAAUACUUAAAUCUGAAAAUAUGGUUAAAGAAGAACUAAGUAAGAAGUUAGGCAUUGAUGAAGCUCGCCUUUCUAUACAAAAUCAAGCAAAUUAUGACUUAGUAAUUCAAUAUAAAAGUGAUGAAUGCUAUCGUUGUUCAUUUGAAGAAAUCGGACUUGUUGCUGGCCAGUCCACAUGGUCAACGACUAUAGACACUAGAUGGCCCGUCAAAUUACUUGUACAGUCAAAGGGCAAUGUGAAUUGCAGCGUUGUCGAUUAUCACUUUAAGGAAUAUGGUGAUUAUUGGUGGACGUUUACCAAGAAUAACUGUGGGGCUAUAACUUUAAAUAAUUCGCCAAAGGAUGCUUUCAUACGUACGACCAACACAUAUUCUUUAUGA
Molecule: messenger RNA, 610 nt
Organism: Dimorphilus gyrociliatus
Lineage: Eukaryota; Metazoa; Annelida; Polychaeta; Dinophilidae
Source: the annotation of a GenBank genome assembly